This is a messenger RNA of Naegleria gruberi, 2824 nucleotides long. The record is from the annotation of a RefSeq genome assembly. NCBI's taxonomy places the organism in Eukaryota, Heterolobosea, Eutetramitea, Acrasida, Naegleriidae.
AUGUUUGCAACAGGAAAUACAUCAUCAUCGACGAAAAACAAAGUCAUUGUGAAUAGUGAUGAAGAUUUAGAAGAUGAAAGUGAUGAAGAAGAAUUAUUUGAUCAUGGGGCAACAACAGACAAUGUUGAUCUUCAAAAUUCAACCUCCUCCGAUCAACCUCUUGUGGAAGUACUUCAAACCUAUUCUCCAAUUGCCUGUAGAGAAUGUAGAAAGGGACAUAGAAAGUGUGAUAAAGCAUUGCCAAUUUGUUCUAAUUGUCGUAGGAAAGACAAAGUUUGUGUUUAUCCACAGGCUAAACGUAAUAGAAAAGCAAAAUCACCAACCAAGACUUUGGUGCCACUCUCUAACGCUCCUUCAACUGCAACAAACGAAGGAGAUAGCAUUGUGGAAAAAACUGAAAAAAGUCACAAAAAGGAGAACAAGAAGGAAAAACAUGGUGUAAAACAUGUACAUGAUGAGGAAAUAUCUAAAAGUGAGGAGGAAGAUGGAGCUGAGCCAGUGAUUGUUUCUGGUGUUCCAACUUUACAUCCACAUCGGGAUGAACAUCAACCUGCACACAAAAGGAUUGAAUUAUUACAACAAAUAGACAAGUCACCAUUUGAUGAUCCAAAAUAUGAAACCUAUGAGAAUAUUUUGAGUAUGUUUGUGGAGCAAGUUCUACCACAAAUUCAACCUUCAUCAAUUGCAAAACGGAAAUUGGAGCUCGUUAGAGAUUUAUGCUUGUAUGAUUCAUUAGUAUCUUUCCACUUUAUGACAAACGAAUUAGGAACAGUGGAUGACGAACCAACAAGUGAAAAUAUUUUGAAAACAUACAUCAUCUCCAUUCUGUACCGUCUUUGUGAGGAAACUCAUGAACCUAAUCAUAAUAAUAUUACUGAACAGCACAAAAAUCAUCACGAUCAACAUUACUAUCAUCACAAAAAACCUAGCUCUCUUCACAUUUCAACAAAUUUGCCAUCAUCCCUUGAUUUCUCUAUAGAUUUGACACCUCUUUCUUUAUCAACUCCAACCCCAGAACUUGCUCAUCUUAUAGGACACGACUCUUCAAAUUUUCAUCACAUUGCCAUAAGAUCCAAAGAGCAAAAACUCUCAGAUAUCGAUCAUGUUGACUAUUCACUCUUUCUAUGUAUCCAGUCUUUAGCAUUUGAUAGAGUAGGCCUCCCUCAAGUCUCGGAAUUUCUCCUCAAUAAGGCAAAGUCAUAUCUGGAACCUUUCUAUUUACAUUUAAAAGCUAAAAAGCAUGUUAAAUCCCACGAUCACGAAACGUUAAUACGAGUAUUAAUAUGUUUUUCCUACAUUUCACUUCUAGUUGCUAAUAGACAUCCAGAGGAAGCAUCCAAGUACAUAACUAAGGUAUCAUCGUAUUUGGAAUCAAGAGUAGCCAAACAUGAUACAACCACUAGUAGUAUUCACUCACAACAUGGAUGGAAAGAAUAUAGGAAUACUAUCAAAGACUUGGAUAUUGAAGAUCAUUUACUUCAUCUAUUACUCUCUCAUGUUCAAGUUAUACUCUUCUCGAAAAAGAUUAAGAACAAGUUAACAUCAUCCCAAGUUCAAGAAUUUCUCGUCUGCUUGAAUGAAUUACACUCAUCUACAAUAGUUUCUCAAUUUAAUACUCUCUCAAAACUUCAAAAUUUAAAAGAAUCGGCAACAACUACCGAAUUUUUAAUCAAAACUUUGAAACAAAAGAAGAAUAACGAGAGAUUAUUACCUCCAUCCCCACAAGCAGAUGAGCUUCUUUAUGAAUACUCUUACCUUCACAUUCAUGAAGAAGAUGAACAAAGAAUAAGAGAAAUUGAAAAUGAAACUUCAUUCUGGGUUGAGAACUACCUGACCAUACCUUGCAAAUCGGUUCGUGCCCAUCCAAGUGCAAGUAUAUCUUGCUCUAACACUCAGAAAGGAAUCUCCUUCGAUGAAUGUUUAGAAAGAAUGAAACUUUCCAAAGAGUUCCUCAAUUAUGGAAAUCAAGUACUCAAAAAUUUUAUCCCUCCACUCUCUGCUAAUAUUUCUCUCUUGACCUCCCAGAUGAUUGCUGACACUAUCAGUAUUAUUGUAUCAAAGUUAUCCAUUGUUGGAGAUGAUAUGUGUUCCUCAAAAACGAGUGAAAAUUAUUCUACACUUCCAAACAUUAACACACCAACCUCAAUAUUAGCAUCUUAUUCUGUCAUUGAAGCAACAAGAAAUGAUGCUUUCUAUUUCAGUGGUCCAGUGGUCCUUCCGUGCAUUGUUAAAGCUGUAGAAAUUCAGCUCGAAGAAUUGGAAACUUUACAAUCAACUGCCCUAAUGACUGGAGUUUUUGGAUUGUAUGGCUCUCAAGAAUCUUUAUUUGGUUCUUCUGUAGAUGAUUUAUCUGUUCUAGGACUUUCAGAAGUUCCAAACCAUACCAUCCACAGAAUUAGACAAUACCUUAAAUGGGGAUUGGAAGCAAUUGUAGUUUGUGAACAAUUGAAUGGUGUGAUUGAUGUAUUCGAUUUGAAGGAAAAUGUGAGAAAGAUUGUUGCUGAGGAAGAAUUCAACCAACGUUGUCCAAAGGACUACUUUUCCAUACCAAGCUAUUACUUGAAUACUCGAACUGAUAAUUCAUCAACAAAUAUGCAAGAUCCAAUUACUCCUUCAGUUGAAAUGACAGAGAGUGAAUCAUCAUUUCCUCCCCUCUCCUCAACUGUAACAAAUAAUGACAACCCAGUACAAUAUCCCAUUAUUUCCCAACCAAAUAAUAUAUCCAAUCAAUCUGAAGUUUACGAAGUCAACCCACAGGAAAACAAUGAGCUUUAAAAUUCUGUAAAUUAUUUGAAUUGUAAAAAUAAACUUCUUUUUCAAUCUU